UCACGACUUCAAACCUUGGUGGUGCGGUUGGUGUGGCGCAGGGAAGAUCACGGCGGUGGUGGCCGAUUGGUGGCGCAUCAGAGAUCUGCAUAGUGGUCGUUGUUCAGUUGGCAUACGGAACAUAAUGAAACGUAGGGCAACAACAAACUUGGAAUUAGAAUUGCAUGGAGGACUUUCUCAGGGUUCAAAUUCGCAGUCCCAUACUUCCCAUGGUUCACAAGAAGAGGACGUGGGGACUACUGAAAGCAAUGAGUUAAUAACACCGAAGAAGACUCGAGGACCCACACGCUGCGCAAAUGUGGUACAACAUGACACCAAAAAGAAUGGCCUGAUACCAUUAAGUGUGAAUGAGCAUGGACAGCCUAAUGGAGCCGAUGAAAAAAAUUUCGCUAAUUAUUUGGGCACAAUUGCCCGUAAUGGUCUUGCAACUCCCUUGAACUAUAAAAAUUGGAGGAAAGUCCCUGAAAUAGUUAAAGAGGACAUGUGGACGACGGUCCGGGGCAAGUUUGCAGUAGAAGAAAUCUCAAAAGAUUGGACAUUAUCAUCCCUUGGUCAUAAAUGGAGAGAUUGGAAGAGUGAAAUUAAAAGUAACUAUUAUAAAAUUUGGCGUACAGAUAAACAACGAUAUGCAAACCCACCACCAAGUGUUGAGGAGGACCAAUGGGAUUAUCUCAUUAGAUAUUGGCGUAUAGAGGCAGCACAGGUAAUUCAUAAUGUUAUUUAGGUUAUUUAAUAAUAUUAGAUUUAUCAUUCCAUGUAUAUAGGUAUAUUCCCAUCUAAUGUGUAUUUAAAAUUGGAUAAUGCUUAUUUACAAUUGGAUAAUUAAAGAGGACAUGUGAAUUGGUGGUUCGAGGUUGCUGUUUGGUUGCUUGAUUUGGUUGUUGGAGUUCGAAUUCGAGUGUUGAUUGCUAUGGGUGGCUGAAUUGGUGGUUCGGGGUUGCUGUUUGGUUGCUUGAUUUGGUUGUUGAAUGAUUUCUAGCAUUUUUUUCCAGUCAGUUUCUACUAUUUUUUCCUAGUCAGUUUCUAGCAUUUUAUUCUAGUUUUUAUCAGUCAGUUUCUAGCAUUUUUUUCUAGUUUUUUUCAAUCAAAGAAUAGAGAAGUAGAGAGAGAAAAGUCAAUAUUAGACCCAAAAUUCCUUCAAUGCUUAUACAUAACCUGGUAUCCUUGCCUUUUGUUUUGUAAGUAAUAUUUCUGUAUUAUUUUUUUGCCAUAUUAUGUCCAUAACAUUUUGUCCUAAUUUACUGUUUUAAAAUUUACUUUCAUAUUUACUACUUAAGCCCAUGUUAAAUUUACAUUGUUAAGAUCAUAAUUCACUGAAAAUGUGUAUGAUGUAAUAAUAGUAUAUAAUUAAUCAAUACAUAAUUUUCAUAUAC
Messenger RNA from Cornus florida, 1373 nucleotides. RefSeq lists its product as uncharacterized. The transcript is spliced from 4 exons. Lineage: Eukaryota; Viridiplantae; Streptophyta; Magnoliopsida; Cornales; Cornaceae. The record is from RefSeq and is a predicted model, not a curated record. Bases 125 to 724 code for a protein of 199 amino acids.